UGUGUUUGAAGGUACAGAGAGCAUCAAACAUGGACAUGAGCGCAUUUAUAGCGCUCUCUCGGUCUGUGGUAGUUUUAGUGUGCUUCAAGCCGUGAAACUACAAUGAGUGCCAUACCGCAAACGGAUCUGUGGCUCGAGUUCUUCGAUGCCUACCGCCAGCUACCUGCGCUGUGGCGGGUCACGGACGAGGUAUACAAGAACUACCGAAUGAAGAAGGCUGCCUAUGAAAAAUUAUUGGAAUGCUAUCGGAAAAUAGACCCAAAGGCCACGUUGGAGAUCAUGCGGCGCAGGAUCAACGGCAUUCGGACUUGUUUCAGACGCGAAGCUCGCAAAGUGGAGCAGAGCGAACAAAUUGCCCACAAAACGGAUGACGUCUACGUGCCACAUUUGUGGUACUUCAAUCAAUUGUCCUUCCUGCGUGCUGAUGAUAGCAGGAUAACUCGUGUCUCAAAUAUUGCCGAUGGGUCGGAUAGAUUCUGGAAUGAUACAGAUCCAGAUCCACACGCAGACGAGGAAGAUUCCAACAAUGAUAUAAAGGACGAUGAAGAAAUGGAGGACAUCUCUGAACCCGAAGUCAAAGUUUUUGAGCCUGCGUUACCAGUGUCCAAUGGGUCACCUGUAAACCAGCCUCCCGUGGAUCCCUUGCCGCUACCCGUGGAGCCGUCAAUCAACGUUGCAGCACAGUUCCAACCGCAAGUUGCGCCCAAUCUCAAUCACAGCUCUCGUGAUGAGGCUGACAUCUUUGCGGAGGGCUGGGCCAUAACCUAUCGCAAGCUGGAUGGAAGGAACAAGCUGCUGGCCAAAAAAGCCAUUGAGGAGAUUUUAUUUCUCGGACAGAUAAAUAAAUUGGAGUUUAACUCGGUGAAGAUGCCAAAUUAA
Molecule: messenger RNA, 879 nt
Organism: Drosophila montana
Lineage: Eukaryota; Metazoa; Arthropoda; Insecta; Diptera; Drosophilidae
Exons: 2
Coding region: 103-879 (258 amino acids)
Source: RefSeq, a predicted model, not a curated record